Molecule: messenger RNA, 1955 nt
Organism: Lutzomyia longipalpis
Lineage: Eukaryota; Metazoa; Arthropoda; Insecta; Diptera; Psychodidae
Product: putative fatty acyl-CoA reductase CG5065
Exons: 6
Coding region: 206-1747 (513 amino acids)
Biological process (GO): long-chain fatty-acyl-CoA metabolic process
Cellular component (GO): peroxisome
Molecular function (GO): alcohol-forming very long-chain fatty acyl-CoA reductase (NADP+) activity
Source: RefSeq, a predicted model, not a curated record
AAAAAUUCAGGGGGCACAAUUGAUCGAAAAAAUUUCAUCAGGAGUUGAGAUAAGUGCCGUAGAAGUUUGGAAUGCAUCUGUGAAGGAUUCCGUUGCGUCUAAUAAAGCAACGUGUGAACAUCAGAGGAUCGCGUGGUGCUUGAGAGGGAAAAUCAUAUUUGCUGUUGUUGUGAUCAUUGCGUGGGGAAAAACGCACCAAAGGGCAAUGGAUGUAACGACUCUUCCCACAAUCCCGCAAUUUUUUGCGGGACGGGACAUCUUCAUCACGGGCGGAAGUGGAUUUAUGGGAAAGGCACUGAUUGAGAAGAUCUUCUUUGCCUGCCCAGCCGUUGGGAAUAUCUACGUCCUCCUUAGGCCCAAGAAGAAACGCACCAUUGAGGAACGUCUAGCCUUGCUCAAGGAGGAAUCCGUCUUUGAGCGUAUCCGAAAGGAUAAGAAUAAAAUUGGCCAACUCGAUAAGCUAAUCCCCGUGGCGGGAGAUGUGAGUGUACUGAACAUGGGAAUCUCCGAGGAGGACAUUCGGGCAAUGGAGAAUGUCUCAAUUGUCUUCCACGUGGCUGCAAGUGUGCGCUUUGAUGAUCCCCUCAAAGAUGCCAUCCUCAUGAAUGCCCGUGGAACAAGGGAGGUCUGUCGCUUUGCGGAAAGAUUGCAAAAUCUCAAGGUGAUGAUGCACGUGUCCACGUCCUACUGCAACCCCGAUUGGCAUGACAUCGAAGAAAAAAUCUAUCCACCCUAUGCUGAUUGGAAGAAGGCAAUUAAAAUUGCUGAAACCUACGAUCAGGAGCUUUUGGAUAUUCUUGCACCGAAGUAUACGAGCUUCCAGCCCAACACGUAUACAUUCACCAAGUCUCUGGCUGAGCAGAUUAUCAAUGAUUUCAAGGAGAAACUCCCGCUCAUCAUUUUCCGGCCGUCCAUUGUGAUUUCCGCCGUGUCGGAACCAAUGCCCGGGUGGAUUGAUAAUUUCAACGGGCCCGUGGGUUUGCUGGUGGGCUGUGGAUUGGGCAUCAACAGGACACUCUACUCCAAUCCCGACAAUGUGGCUGACUACACACCCGUGGAUAUUGCUGUGCGAGCAAUGCUGUCGGCUGUGUGGAAGAGAGGCACACAGGAGCCAAUUGAUCCCCUGCCGAUCUACAAUUGCUCAACAUCCGAUGUGCGACCAACAACAUUCGACGAGGUUGUGGCCCUGGGAAAGGAUUUGGCGCCACAGUGGCCAUUUGAUAAGACACUGUGGUAUCCAGGUGGCAAUGUGACCAACUGGAAGAUGUACAACUACAUCAAGGUGAUCCUCCUGCACGUCCUGCCGGCCAUCAUUAUUGACACAGCUUUCAAGAUUAGCGGCAAGAAGCCCUUCAUCCUCAAGCUUCAGCGUCGCAUCUACCAAGCCAAUCAGGCCCUCGCCUACUUUGUCCUCAACACGUGGACAUUCCAGAAUAAGAAUCUCUACUCCCUCAAUGAAGGUCUCCAGGAUUGUGAUCUCAAGCUCUUCCAGUUCAACUAUGAGAUCAAUACGGAUGUGAAGAAUUACUUCGGCAUGGCCAUCCUGGGUACUCGACGGUAUCUCAUGCACGAGAAGGAUGAGGAUCUCCCAGCGGCACGGGCGCGCUUCCAGCGAAUGAAGUACCUCGAUUGGGCAGUCAAAACGGUCGUCUACAGCCUCUUUGCUUACUUCCUAAUCACACGACUGGACAUCAUCCCCCUCCUGGUGCGGCUCACAAAUCAAAAUAUAGCGCAGAAUGUUAAUUGAAGCGCAUCACACCGGGGAUAAUCCUUUUUGGUGAGUGAUUGCAUUUUAACAGGGCACACCAAUUGAACUGUUUGAUGAAUUCAUGUAAAAAAAUAAUAAGAUUAUAUUAUUCUCUUAUAUCAAUAUUAUAUUUUUAGCUUAUAGGCAUUGUUUUUCAGUUUUUUUUUUAAUUGUAUAUUGGUGGAGAAGAAAAUUAUGAAAAAUGCAA